GGAGCGAGUCAACAUGCUGGCGGUGUGACUUGUGAUCUGCGGGAAGACGCACACGCACACGCACACGCACACGAACACCCACAGGCUGCAGGAUGGAGCGAGGUGACCGCGAGAGCACCUGGAACUUUCUGUCCCGAAACAAAGCGUCGAGCGGCAAAGACGACAAGCCGCGCAGCAGCUGGAUGUUCCGCAGGAUCGCGCGGAAGGAACCCGCCGUCUUGGACCGGGUCAUCUCCAUCUCGCAGCCCGACCUCGUCUACUCCUCACGCCGCGACGAGGAGCCCCAAGAGCGCCCCAAGAGCGGCGGCGCCGACAAGUCUGCCGUGGCCCACUUGGUCCUGUCCCAUCACAAGAGCUCCUCUCUCGGUUCUGCUGGCCUUGAGGGACUGAAGGGAUCACCGGGAGGAGGAGAGGAGGCGACGACAACAACUGGAGAACAGCUGGAUGGAGCUGCGGGUCUGGGCGCCGCUCUGGCCUCCUCGGGGGUCCCGCCCGAGCGGGCCGGACUCUACAAGCUGGAGGUGGAUCUGCGACGAGGACACAACCUGGCGGUCCGCGACAGGAGAGGCAGCAGCGACCCGUACGUCAAGUUGAAGAUGGCGGGCAAGGAGGUGUUCCGCAGCAAGACCGUCCACAAGAACCUGAACCCGGUGUGGGAGGAGAAGACCACGGUGCUGGUGGACGACCUGAGUGAGCCCCUCUACGUCAAGGUCUUCGACUAUGACUUUGGACUGCAGGACGACUUCAUGGGUUCGGCUCAAGUCCAACUGGACUCUCUGGAGCUGCAGAGGACCAUACCUCUGACGGUGGUCCUGAAGGAUCCGCUGCACCCGGACGAGUACCUGGGCACGCUGGAGCUGGCCGUCAUGCUGACACCUAAAGACAGUCCAGUGGAGGAGCGGCGAGACUCCAUGUGUGACACCGGUCGUUUCAGACCUUUUGUUUACAAAACCAUGCUGCUCAGGAGGUCCUGGAAGAGAUCCACCAAGCACCAGCAGUCGUUGCGUCUCUCUGAGCUCCACCGGAAGUCUCAGCUGUGGCGAGGUAUCGUCAGCAUUGCUCUCAUCGAGGGGCGGGACCUGGUGCCCAUGGACCCAAACGGACUGAGCGACCCGUUCGUGAAGUUCCGCCUGGGGCAGCAGAAGUACCGCAGCAAGACGGUGCCGAAGACGCUGAGUCCACAGUGGCGGGAGCAGUUUGAUCUCCAUGUGUUCGAGGAGACCGGCGGCGUGCUGGAGGUCAGCGUGUGGGACUAUGACACCGCACGCAGGGACGACUUCAUCGGGCGAUGCCAGCUGGACCUGUCCUCGCUGGACAAAGAACAAACUCACCUCCUGGAUCUGCCCCUGGAGGAGACCCGGGGCCACCUGGUGCUGCUGGUCACGCUGACCGCCUCCACGCACAUCUCCAUCGCCGACCUGUCCAUCACGCCACUGGACGACCCGCAGGAGCGCGCCGAGAUCCUCCGGCGAUACGGGGCGCUGAAGUCCUUCUCCAACAUGAAGGACGUGGGCAUCGUGCAGGUCAAGGUGCUGCGAGCGGAAGACCUCAUGGCCGCAGACAUGACCGGGAAGAGCGACCCCUUCUGUGUCCUGGAACUGAACAACGACCGGCUGCAGACACACACCGUCUACAAGAACCUCAACCCAGAGUGGAACAAAGUCUUCACCUUUAACGUGAAGGACAUUCACUCUGUGCUGGAAGUCACAGUGUUGGAUGAGGACAGAGACCGGAGUGCAGACUUCCUGGGGAAAGUGGCCAUACCUUUGUUACACGUCAACAACGGCCAGCAGAAGCCGUACGCCUUGAAGGACAAAGAGCUGAAGGUUCCCACAAAAGGACUGGUCUUCCUGGAAAUCGACAUCGUCUACAACACGGUCAAGGCGGCGUUGAGGACGGUGACCCCCGCCGAGCAGAAGUUCAUCAAAGAAGAGCCCAAAGUCUCCGUAAAUAUGCUGCGUCAGAACUUCAUGCGUGUAAGGAGGAGCAUCAUGGUGGUCCUCAGCUGGGGGGCUUACGUCAAUAGCUGCUUUGAGUGGGAGUCAUCGCAGAGGAGCGUCAUCUCCUUCCUGCUUUUCGUGGUGGGGGUGUGGCACUUUGAGCUCUUCAUGCUGCCACUGGCGUUGCUGCUGCUGCUGGUCUGGAGCUUCUUCUCCUCGGGGAGCCGAGACGCCGCCACGGACACGUCCGUGGACGCCAUGUCGGAGUGGGACGACGACGACGACGUCGACGACAAGGAUGCUGAGCCACGAGGCUUCAUGGACAAACUGUACGCCGUCCAGGACAUCUUGAUCAGCGUACAGAACAUGCUGGACCAGGCGGCGUCCUUCGCUGAGAGGCUCAAGAACGUGCUAAACUGGACCGUGCCUUUCCUGAGCUGCUUGGCCAUCGCCGCCCUGUGUUUGGCGACGCUGUUGCUUUACCUCGUCCCGCUGCGCUACGUCGUGCUAGCAUGGGGGGUGAACAAGUUCACCAAGAAGCUGCGCGACCCGUACAUGAUCAACAACAACGAGCUGCUGGACUUCCUGUCCCGCGUGCCGUCCGACGUCCAGGUGAUGCAGUAUCGCCAGCUGAAGGUGGACUCAAGUCAAAGUCCGAACAAGCGCAGGAGGACCAACCCAAGCUAGCUAACGCAAAGCUAGAAAAACAACGAGAGUUUAUUCAUAUCAGGGAUCUUCAACGUUUUCCAGGCCAAGGACCCUGAAAUCACUCCACUUAUACAUCUUGUAUAACAUUGUGAUUUCAAUCAAAGACGUCCAAAAGUUACCUUGUUAUUGUGCAAUGCUAACAGUACAGCGCCCCUAAUUGCUAGCAAGCAUGCUAAUUACAGCGCUAAUUGUUAGCUAUCUUAAUUGCGGACUUGAAUAUAAUAAUGUAAUUAUUUAUUCCCGUUUUUGCUUCAAACCUGCAAGGUGGUCCUCUUACUGCCAGUUUUAAUCUACACCAAAGUGUGUAGGAUCAGUGUUAAAGUAUGUUUAAAGACAGGAAAAAUAUGACGAAACUAUCCAUCCAUCCAUUUUCUUCCGCUUAUCCGAGGUCGGGUCGCGGGGGCAGCAGCCUGAGCAGAGAAGCCCAGACUUCCCUUUCCCCAGCCACUUCGUCCAGCUCCUCCCGGGGGAUCCUGAGGCGUUCCCAGGCCAGCCGGGAGACAUAGUCUUCCCAACAUGUCUAGAUGAGGCAAUUCCUGAAGGAAUUGCGUGUGAAUGCUCCAAUGUUGAAGUUGAACUGAAAUCCUGGAAUUUUUUUAUAAAUGUUGAAGUACAGCACACAAUUCCCAGGCUGAAUAUUUGGAAGUUGGAACAGUUUGAAUCAGAUGAAAAAUGUGGGAGUUGUGGAACUUUGAAGAAUGUCCCGAAAUUCCCCAAAAUUUGGGAAUUUCGGGAAAAGCUGGAAUUUAUUUGAAAAUGGUAAAAAAAAACUUGAAUGGUCUAAAUGAGUUGGAAUGGUUGGUGUUGGAAUUUUUCAAAUCUUACAUUUCAGGAAAAAUAUAAUGUAUCGAGAUGAGGCAAUUCCUGAAGGAAUUGCGUGUGAAUGCUCCAAUGUUGAAGUUGAACUGAAAUCCUGGAAUUUUUUUUUACAAUUGUUGAAGUAGAGCACACAAUUCCCCAAAUAGGCUGAAUAUUUGGAAGUUGGAACAGAUUGACGCAGAUGAAAAAUGUGGGCGUUGUGGAACUUUGAAGAAUGUCCCAUUUCCAAAAAAUUCGGGCAUUUCGAGAAAAGCGGGAAUUUAUUUGAAAAUGGCAAAAACUUGAAUGGUCUGAAUGAGUUGAAAUGGUUGGUGUUGGGAUUUUUCAAAUCGGUCGAGAAAUGUUGAAGUAGUAACAUUUUUAACUGAGAAUUGGUAUCAUGGAAUUCCUGGAAUUUUGGGAAAACUGGGAAUUUUUCCAGUUCAAAAAACAACUUUGUUUUUUUGCCCUGAUCAAGAGGAAUGUUUUGACGGUGGAACGGUUGAAGAGCGUUGAAAAAUGUGGAAGGAGUAGUCGCCAGAAAAAAGGGUGGAAAUAGGGUUUUGGAAAACCAGGAAUUCUGGAAAAUCCUGGAUUUAUUUUGAACCUGUAAAAAAAGUACUUUAUAAAUUUCCAGGAUGGUGGAAUGUGUUUAAAGUGGAAUGGGUUGAAAAAUGUGGAAAUGGUGGAAGUUUGAAAAAUGUCCAGGAAAACCUGGAAUUCUGGGAAAUCUGGGAAUUUUUGGAAUUUGUCAAGGGAAAGCCUGAAAUUCCCGACUAGGCUGAACAGUUUGAAGUUGGAACAGUUUGAAUUGGAUGAAAAAUGUGGAAGGUAGAGCGCGCCAAAAUCUGGAGAAUAAUAAUAAUAAUAAUAAAUAGAUGAAUUUUCCUGUAGAAAAGCAAAUAUGUGAAUGUUUUGGAGUAUUCACACAACAACAUAUUUUAAACGGAUCCCCUUUAAAGACCUCUGGAUGACAUCAUCGAUGUAGUUUCAUUCUGGAUGACAUCAUCGAUGUAGUUCCAUUCUGGAUGACAUCAUCGAUGUAGUUUCAUUCUGGAUGACAUCGAUGUACUUUCAUUCUGGAUGACAUCAUCGAUGUAGUUUCAUUCUGGAUGACAUCAUCGAUGUAGUUCCAUUUUGGAUGACAUCAUCGAUGUACUUUCAUUCUGGAUGACAUCAUCGAUGUAGUUCCAUUCUGGAUGACAUCAUCGAUGUAGUUCCAUUCUGGAUGACAUCAUCGAUGUACUUUCAUUCUGGAUGACAUCAUCGAUGUACUUUCA
Entelurus aequoreus (snake pipefish) is the source of this 4726-nucleotide messenger RNA. Its product is annotated as multiple C2 and transmembrane domain-containing protein 1-like. Bases 93 to 2627 code for a protein of 844 amino acids. The record is from RefSeq and is a predicted model, not a curated record. NCBI's taxonomy places the organism in Eukaryota, Metazoa, Chordata, Actinopteri, Syngnathiformes, Syngnathidae. Gene Ontology annotation, cellular component: synaptic vesicle membrane. Gene Ontology annotation, molecular function: calcium ion binding. The transcript is spliced from 22 exons. Gene Ontology annotation, biological process: regulation of neurotransmitter secretion.